Peronospora matthiolae is the source of this 252-nucleotide messenger RNA. Lineage: Eukaryota; Oomycota; Peronosporomycetes; Peronosporales; Peronosporaceae. The record is from the annotation of a GenBank genome assembly.
AUGGACAGGGACAAAUUGAACCUUCGAUCUCGUUCUUCCAGAGCGAAUCCUGCGAGUGAAAAGAAGCGAGAAAGAACCGCUGACACGAAGAGCUGGAAGAUGCGCGAUUGUUUUGGUGACGAGGACCAUGUCAAUAGGUGUGGUGGUUGUGAAACAUCAACAGUGUCAACACCAUCUCGAGAGGCAUUAACCAUCUGGGGUCAUAUCGGACAGACGCCCGUAGGAGAAACAGACGAUGGAUCCAUGUCGUAA